Molecule: messenger RNA, 1899 nt
Organism: Histoplasma mississippiense
Lineage: Eukaryota; Fungi; Ascomycota; Eurotiomycetes; Onygenales; Ajellomycetaceae
Product: RNA polymerase I-specific transcription initiation factor RRN3 family protein
Exons: 4
Coding region: 1-1899 (632 amino acids)
Biological process (GO): transcription initiation at RNA polymerase I promoter
Cellular component (GO): nucleus
Molecular function (GO): RNA polymerase I general transcription initiation factor activity; RNA polymerase I core binding
Source: RefSeq, a predicted model, not a curated record
AUGGUAUCCGCAGCGCCCGUCGCCCUUGUGCCGACUUUGGCGCUAUCCUCCUCGACUAGAACUGCCGCGAACUCAAGAGCCAUGAUGGCAACCCCGCCUACGAAGCCGAAGCCGAAGCCGAAGCCUUCGAAAUCCAUCCUCAAAACCCACGUCUCUACACCUCCUGCAAGUGCAAUCGGGCAAAAGCGCAAGAGGGUCGCCAUUUCGGACCUGGGGCUUUCAUCCGAUGAUCAGGAUGCAGAGGAGGAAGGGAAUGCCAGCAGUCCCGUGGCGAGGACACAUCCCCCCGUCGCGAAGAAGCGGGCUCGCGUCAAAUUUGAGAUGGAUAUGCCGAGUCAUAGCAACAAGCAGCAGCAGCGGCAAGAGCAGGAUGAUGAUGAUGAUGGUGAUGAUGAUGGUGAUGAGAAGAAGGGUAUCGAGAAUACUAGGAACGAGAAAAGCACAGCGAUGGUGCGCGAGGAAGUCCGUCGGGCCAUCCAGCGACAUUUGAUAGGCGACAGCGAGGCGUAUGACCGGGUCAAGGAGAUAUUUGCGGCGGAUCCCACGGAGCUGGAGGAUGAUGGGUCGCCUGUGUAUGACCUUCCGUCUCCGACGUCGUUGAGGAAUCAUCUGCUGGGUCUAUUUUCGAACGUAUCGGCGCUAGAUGGGAGCUGUAGUGGGCUUGUACAUGCGGUUUUGCGGAGUGAGUGGCUUGGAAGAGAUGAGGAGUAUGUCAAGUUGUUUGUGAGGUUUUUGGGCACGUUGGCGGCGGCUAGGGGGACGUACCUCAAUUCUGUGCUGAGGGUUUUGGUUCAUGGGUUGAGGCAGGCUGGCCCUCGCACUGGAAAGCUUCCUGGAUAUGCCAUUGUGUAUCCUUCGGAAAUCUACGCUAGAGUUCAUAUGGCCAUUAACUUCCCCCACGAUACGGACACCGCCAAGGCGCACAUCGUAUAUACGCGGAACAUCAUCAAAAUCAUCGACUACGCCCCGGAGCUGCGUUCGGAUAUCCUUGCACUCAUUACGGAAAACUCGCGCACCCAAUUCCUCCUUUUCCACUAUUCCCAAUCCUCCCCAAUCUUCAUCGACCGCUUCGCCACCACCUGCGUGCAGAUCAUCUUUUCCAGAUCCGAACCAACAAUCAUCCGCCAAUAUGCCGCUGCAUAUCUCGCAAGUUUCGUCGCCCGCGGCGCCCACGUCUCCAGCGAAGUCGUCCGCGACGUCUUCGACCUUCUCGGCACACACCUCCAAAAUCUCCAGGCCGAAUACGAACCUACUUGUCGCGGACCCGACCUGAAACGCUACGGCCCUUUCUACUCCACCGCCCAAGCCCUCCUCUACAUCUUCUGCUUCCGCUGGCGCGAUCUGACCACCGCCGCGCUAGAUGCCGACAUCACCACCACCCCGGCCUCUUCAGCUUGGUUAUAUGACCUCGACCUCGACGACGCCCGCUUUCCCCCACAGAUCAAAAACGUUCUUUCCCCCGCCAUCAACUCGAAACUCAACCCCUUAAAAAUCUGCUCCCCAGCCAUCGUCUCCGAGUUUGCCCGCCUCACCCACCACCUCCACUUCAUGUACCUCUACACCCUCAUCGAGACGAACAAGAGAAUCCGCAUCUCCUCCUUCCGCAGCCGCGCGGUGCUGGCGAUGCAGUCCCGCUUCGGCAACGUCGAGCGCGAGAUCAAGGCGGACGACGACCUGGGUCCGCAGCUUGAUGCGUAUUUCCCGUUCGAUCCGUAUCAUCUGCCCAGGAGCCGGAGGUGGGUUGUGGAUGAUUAUUUGGAGUGGAGGGGGAUUCCAGGGGUGGAUGAUCGGGAGGACGAGGACGAGUUUGAUGAUGAUGAGACGACGGAUGGGAGUGUGACGGUGAAUGAUGAGGUGGAGAGUGAAGAGGAGGGGAUGACGGGGACAGAUGAGGAUUGA